AUGGCUACCUGUGCCUUGAAAUCAUUGAAUGGCUUUUCCAUACAUGUAAACAGAGAGAAUGAAACACCAGAACUAUGUUAUAAAGAUAAUAUUGUGCGUUACACUACACCAGCAGUAAAUAAUAUAGAGUGUAGUCAGGUUAUAACUGGUCGUUAUGUAAAUAUCAGUAAUUUUCAUAUAAAUAGAGAUGCCAGAUAUUUAGUCUUAUGUGAAGUGGAGAUUGAUGUAAUAUCAAUGCCAUCGAUUUAUUAUCACUUUACUUCAGUAUGUUCUAACGGAACGUUUGGUUCAGAUUGUAACAACUUCUGUCAUUGUUUAAAUUAUGAAAGAUGUUCAGAGAAUGCUGAAUGUCCUGGUGAAUGUGCUGAUGGAUGGACAGGAACAACUUGUAAUCAAAGUAUUUUAUAUUUCUUUAUUAUGUGUCAAUAA
Lottia gigantea (owl limpet) is the source of this 429-nucleotide messenger RNA. RefSeq lists its product as hypothetical. The record is from RefSeq and is a predicted model, not a curated record. The transcript has 3 exons. NCBI's taxonomy places the organism in Eukaryota, Metazoa, Mollusca, Gastropoda, Lottiidae. The coding region runs from base 1 to 429 and encodes 142 amino acids.